AUGUCGGCAAUUGGAGGGAUCGUGUUUUGUGAGGGUUGCGGGAAUCUUCUUCCCGAAUCGAGGGGUAGCAAGAAAAACAUGUUGAAGUGCGAAUGCUGCGGGCUUGAAUCCAGGGAUAUUGCGCAAACGAAUACCAUCUCCACAACCACCCCUGGCGAUUUCCCUUCGGCUUUGCGACAAAAGCUUCACACAAGCAUCCAGACGGUCGAGAAGCAUAAGAUUGACAUGAUGCCCAAGACGCAAGAGAAAUGUCCCAAAUGCGGCGCCUACGAAGUUCGGUACACUACUCUUCAGCUUCGAAGUGCCGACGAGGGAAGCACGGUGCUAUACUUUUGCGACUGCGGACACAGGUGGAAUCAAAACAACUAA
Parascedosporium putredinis is the source of this 369-nucleotide messenger RNA. The record is from the annotation of a GenBank genome assembly. NCBI's taxonomy places the organism in Eukaryota, Fungi, Ascomycota, Sordariomycetes, Microascales, Microascaceae.